CCCCAGAAGCAAUGAAAAUAGCUAAGGAGGAGUCUAAACCAGUGCAGCCACCAAAUCAUCAACCGAUGAAAGUUCAUCCUGAGCAGCAGAAGAACGAGGAGACUAAGCCAGCGGCAGAAGUAGCAGUUCCGAAGGGAGAGACUAAACCUCAACAUCCGGCAAUUCAGAAGGAUCAAGGGACCAGACCAGCACAACCUAAGACACAAAAUGGAGGGACUAAUGAGGCAGCAGUGCCUGUGAGACCGAAGAAGCCCCAAAACGUCAAGAGGGUUUCGAGUGCAGGGCUUCAGGCCGAGUCUGUCUUGCAAACCAAGACAGGUCAUUUGAAGGAGUACUACAAUUUGGGACAGAAGCUUGGACAUGGACAAUUUGGGACAACUUUCCUUUGUGUGGAGAAAGCAACCGGAAAGGAGUACGCUUGCAAGUCCAUUGCCAAAAGGAAGUUGUUGACAACAGAAGAUGUGGAGGAUGUGAGGAGGGAGAUUCAGAUAAUGCAUCAUUUGGCAGGGAAUCCCAAUGUGAUAUCGAUUAAGGCGGCUUAUGAGGAUGCUGUUGCAGUUCAUGUUGUUAUGGAAUUAUGUGCAGGGGGUGAGCUCUUUGAUAGGAUUAUCAAGAGGGGGCAUUACUCCGAAAGAAAGGCAGCUCAGUUAGCAAGGACUAUAGUCGGAGUUAUAGAAGCUUGCCAUUCUUUGGGUGUCAUGCAUCGCGAUCUUAAGCCCGAGAACUUUCUUUUUGUUGAUGAGGAGGAGGAUUCAGCACUUCAAGCUAUAGAUUUUGGGCUGUCAAUAUUCUUUCAGCCUGGGGAAAUUUUCAGUGAUGUGGUUGGAAGCCCAUAUUAUGUUGCACCUGAAGUUCUGCGCAAGCGCUAUGGUCCAGAAGCAGAUGUUUGGAGUGCUGGUGUUAUGAUUUACAUUCUCUUGAGUGGGGUGCCUCCAUUCUGGGGUGAAACUGAGCAAGAGAUCUUUGAAGAGGUUUUGCAUGGUAAUCUUGACUUCUCAACAGAUCCCUGGCCUAAUAUUUCAGAAGAUGCAAAAGAUCUAGUUAAGAAGAUGCUUGUAAGAAACCCCAAAAAGCGGCUAACGGCUCAUCAAGUUCUAUGUCACCCUUGGGUUCAGGUUGAGGGAGUGGCUCCAGACAAGCCUCUUGAUUCUGCAGUCUUAAGUCGCAUGAAACAGUUUUCUGCAAUGAACAAAAUUAAGAAAAUGGCUCUUAGAGUCAUUGCUGAACACCUCUCUGAAGAAGAAAUUGCCGGUUUAAAAGAAAUGUUCAAGAUGAUAGAUACUGACAAUAGUGGUCAAAUUAGUUUUGAAGAGCUGAAAGAUGGACUGAAAAGAUUUGGAGCUACUCUAAAUGAGUCCGAAAUAUAUGACCUUAUGCAAGCUGCUGAUGUGGACAACAGUGGUACAAUUGAUUAUGGGGAGUUCAUAGCAGCAACAUUGCAUUUGAACAAAGUAGAGAGGGAGGAUCAUUUAUUUGCAGCUUUCUCAUAUUUUGACAAAGAUGGCAGUGGCUAUAUAACUCAAGACGAACUUCAACAAGCGUGUGAGGAGUUCGGCAUUCAGGAUGUCCACUUGGAAGACUUGAUCCGAGAAGUCGAUCAAGACAAUGAUGGUCGAAUAGAUUACAAUGAGUUCGUUGCCAUGAUGCACAAAGGCAAUCCAGAGUUUGAUAAGAAGGGUCUUCAAACCAGUGCUCUUGGCAUUGGAUUUAGGGAGGCACUAUCAGUUUGUUAAUAUUUGGUAGUGACUAGUGAGGCAAUUUUCUUUGAGUCAAUUUUUUUCCACAUUGUAUGCAACUUUUCAAGGUUUCACAGAUAAUCAGGUCUUCCGUAAAUAACUACUAGCUGGUCUGCCUCUCUACGGCGCCACAUUUGAGUUUAAUCAAUUAGUUUUGGUUUUCUAAUUUGUAUUUAAAUAGAUUCGACGAUAGACUACUUCUCGACCAUG
Molecule: messenger RNA, 1946 nt
Organism: Fragaria vesca subsp. vesca
Lineage: Eukaryota; Viridiplantae; Streptophyta; Magnoliopsida; Rosales; Rosaceae
Product: calcium-dependent protein kinase 2-like
Exons: 7
Coding region: 12-1733 (573 amino acids)
Biological process (GO): intracellular signal transduction; peptidyl-serine phosphorylation; protein autophosphorylation
Cellular component (GO): cytoplasm; nucleus
Molecular function (GO): calcium/calmodulin-dependent protein kinase activity; calcium-dependent protein serine/threonine kinase activity; ATP binding
Source: RefSeq, a predicted model, not a curated record